CGGGCCGCGUCGGCCGGGCAUGGCAGCGUGGAGCCCGGCCGCGGCAGCGCCUUUGCUCCGCGGGAUUCGCGGGCUUCCUUUUCUCCACUGUGUCCACCGGAUGUUUGCCUCCCAGACUGAGGGGGAGCUCAAAGUGACCCAGAUUCUCAAAGAAAAGUUUCCUCGAGCUACAGCUAUCAAAGUCACCGACAUUUCAGGAGGCUGUGGGGCAAUGUAUGAAAUUAAAAUCGAAUCAGAAGAAUUUAAGGAGAAGAGAAUUGUGCAGCAGCACCAGAUGGUUAAUCAGGCACUAAAAGAAGAAAUCAAAGCUAUGCACGGAUUGCGGAUAUUCACCUCUGUCCCCAAACACUGACCACGCCUGGCUACGUAGAUGCUGCUACUGAAAACCUCCGUGAACUUGACUGACACCGUUCUGCCCUAGGCAUUUGCCAGAGAGUUUAUCUGUUUUGUUCAUAGACAUUUCCAUAUUAUAAUUAUAGAAAAUAUGUUAUCUAUUUAGGUGUUAAUUAAAGGCAACAGAAAACUGAA
Messenger RNA from Galeopterus variegatus (Sunda flying lemur), 528 nucleotides. RefSeq names its product bolA family member 3 (gene BOLA3). Bases 20 to 352 code for a protein of 110 amino acids. The record is from RefSeq and is a predicted model, not a curated record. The transcript has 4 exons. NCBI's taxonomy places the organism in Eukaryota, Metazoa, Chordata, Mammalia, Dermoptera, Cynocephalidae.